CACAAUUCCAACACAACAUGGAAGACGGGCAACUCCACGAGUUUCUCGACGCAGUGGGCCAGCGCUACACGCCCGCCAUUCCCGAUGAGGUGAUCGCGUACUACCUCGAGAGCGUCGGCUUCACAACAGACGACCCCCGCAUCAUCCGCAUGGUUGCGCUUGUCGCGCAGAAGUUCGUGCUGGAUGUGGCGCACGACGCCAAGCUGUUCCACCAGCACCGCUUGAACGGCCACACCGGUUCAGUCCACUCAGAUAAAGUGUCGUUAACGAUGGAGGAUCUGGCGGCAAGUUUGCGGGAAUACGGCGUGAACCUGUCCAAACCAGAGUACUUUUGCGACAGCGCCAGCACGCUUCAAAGCGUAGGGUCAGCACCCAAUGCGACGGCAGGAAAACCACCGACUAAGAAGUAACUUCGACCCGAUUUUUUGUCCUUCUGAAAC
Messenger RNA from Aphanomyces astaci, 440 nucleotides. RefSeq lists its product as hypothetical. NCBI's taxonomy places the organism in Eukaryota, Oomycota, Saprolegniomycetes, Saprolegniales, Verrucalvaceae. Gene Ontology annotation, biological process: transcription initiation at RNA polymerase II promoter. Gene Ontology annotation, molecular function: RNA polymerase II general transcription initiation factor activity; promoter-specific chromatin binding. Bases 18 to 410 code for a protein of 130 amino acids. Gene Ontology annotation, cellular component: nucleus; transcription factor TFIID complex; SAGA complex. The record is from RefSeq and is a predicted model, not a curated record. The transcript is spliced from 3 exons.